AGAGCCACAGCCCCGGAGCCUCUCCCUGGGCGGCCAUGUGGGCUUCGACAGUCUCCCUGACCAGCUGGUCAGUAAGUCGGUCACUCAGGGCUUCAGCUUCAACAUCCUCUGUGUAGGGGAGACUGGCAUCGGCAAGUCCACACUGAUGAACACGCUCUUCAACACCACCUUCGAGACAGAGGAAGCCAGUCACCAUGAGGAAUGUGUGCGCUUGCGGCCACAGACCUACAACCUCCAAGAGAGCAACGUGCACCUCAAGCUGACCAUCGUGGACGCCGUGGGCUUCGGGGAUCAGAUCAAUAAGGACGAGAGUUACAGGCCCAUCGUCGACUACAUUGAUGCGCAGUUUGAAAACUACCUGCAGGAGGAGCUGAAGAUCCGCCGCUCGCUCUUCGACUACCAUGACACGAGGAUCCAUGUCUGCCUCUACUUCAUUACGCCCACGGGGCACUCCCUCAAGUCCCUGGAUCUGGUGACCAUGAAGAAACUGGACAGCAAAGUGAACAUUAUUCCCAUCAUCGCCAAGGCUGACACCAUCUCCAAGAGUGAGCUUCACAAGUUCAAGAUCAAGAUCAUGGGCGAGCUGGUCAGCAAUGGGGUCCAGAUCUACCAGUUUCCCACCGACGACGAGGCCGUCGCAGAAAUUAACGCCGUCAUGAAUGCACACCUGCCCUUUGCAGUAGUGGGCAGCACCGAGGAGGUGAAGGUGGGGAACAAGCUGGUCCGAGCACGGCAGUACCCUUGGGGCGUGGUGCAGGUGGAGAAUGAGAACCACUGCGACUUCGUCAAGCUCCGGGAGAUGCUGAUCCGGGUGAACAUGGAGGACCUCCGUGAACAGACUCACAGCCGACACUACGAGCUGUACCGGCGCUGCAAGUUGGAGGAGAUGGGCUUCCAGGACAGCGACGGUGACAGCCAACCCUUCAGCCUGCAAGAGACAUACGAGGCCAAGAGGAAGGAGUUUCUGAAUGAGCUGCAGCGGAAGGAAGAAGAGAUGAGGCAGAUGUUUGUCAACAAAGUGAAGGAGACUGAGCUGGAGUUGAAGGAGAAGGAAAGGGAGCUUCACGAGAAGUUUGAGCACCUAAAGCGGAUCCAUCAGGAGGAGAAGCGCAAGGUGGAGGAAAAACGCCGAGAGCUGGAGGAGGAGACCAGCGCCUUCACGCGCAGGAAGGCCGCUGUGGAGGCUCUGCAGUCUCAGGCCUUGCAUGCCACCUCGCAGCAGCCCCUGCGGAAGGACAAGGACCGGAAGAAAGCCAGUGGCUGGUCUUCCAUUUACAGUGUCACUAUCCCCUGAUGGAGCAGUUCUGUGAUACUCUAACCGAGGCCCUGCGGGGACGCUGGGAGACAGCGUACGUGCGUGUCGUAGGUGUGGCCUCGCGGUCUGGUAUACGUGCUGCGAAAUUUGCCCAGUUUCCCAUCUUUUUAAGUUUUUUCUAACCGAGAGCUCGAGUUCAAUAACAACUUUUAAAACACUUCUAAAUUUUUAUUUGGCAUAAGCAUAAAGACAAAUAAUAUCCUCUCCCAUUAUUUUCAGCAGUAACACAAAGUCCCUGAUUUUUACAAACUAAAACUAUCUCUAAACCUUUCUUCUGUAUCAAGUACCCUUAUAAUAUACAGGGAGAGGUGGGGAAUAAACAUCCUGUAAUGACAGUGUUUGGAAUUUCUUUACGGAUGGAAGUUGAACAUGAACGAGACCUCCUCCAGUGUUUUUACUGUGAAUGUAAAUGGAACAGCAGCCCAAAGCCUGUCUGUGUGCCUCCAGGUGCUAUCUGUAAACAGGGACCACCGCCAUGUGUGUUAAGUGUUUGACUCCAACUAAGGCACCCCCCUUCUUCCCUCCAUUUUCUGAAUGCACAGAGGACUCAGCUGGGAAAGGUUUUCAGCAGGUCAUUGUUUGCUUUCUCAUAGCUGAAUCACAGGGCAAAGACAGAAAGUGUCUGAUGUAUAUGGACAAGUUAAGGAGGGAAAAAAAAGUCUGCAAAGAAGCUUUUCCCUUUGACUGCAUUCUUAAGGGAAACAUUUGAAGAAAGUCCAAGCAGCAUUGAUUCUUCCAUGUUCUCGCUGGUUUGCAAGCCAUGGAGAGGGUAGAAUAUAUGGCCUGGUAAAUGAAUCAAUGAGAAGAUUUCAUAGACUAUCGAUGGUGCUCUGUGCUAAAGUAGGCUACAGAGUAACUCACGGCCCUGCCCUCAAGGAGCUCACAGUCUAGUGCACUUUCUAUCAGAAACCCGAGGAAGCUACGCUCACUUAUUGUUGGAUUAGUGGUGUGUUCUUGGUGUCCUCCAUCUUCCUUCCUGUCUUCCCUCCUUCUCCCUUGACCUGCUUCAUUGAUUUCCAGGGCCAAGUCCUGCUUACACCCAUUCUCCUGAGAUUUAUUUCAUUCAUAGGAAGGUGGCAAGUGUGCUGUGUGUGUCUGCUGAGGCAUCACCAGCAAAAGGCAGCCCUUACACAUGAGAGCCUCUUUGUUAAGGCUUUGUUAAGGCUCAAAGUGAAAAUCCUCUAGGUGUUAUCCAGGAGGAGGGCUGGAUCCAGAUUUUGAGGGGUUGAAAGCUUGAACUCCUUGAAAAACCUUCAAGAAAAAAAUAUGAACAUAAAAUUAGAUACUGGAUCUUGGAAGGGACCCUGAGAUUAAGGUUCAUUAGCCUCACAGUAGAUCCCCUCUGGUUGUGACUGAUAGCCAGUGCUCUGGUAUGGGAAUCCAGAACGGCAGGCCAGCAUCUCCGAGGCAGAUGUGGGCUGGGGCUGGAUUGUCUCUAGGGUAAUUAUGUGUCAGAAAUUGUACUCACUUGGGUCAAAGUAUAACCUGUUACAGGGUCUCUUGACUAAUGUGUCUCCAAAGAUGUGGUUCAGUGACCCAGCACGAUCACUAGUUACAUGAGAAAUGAGGAUUCCGGUUCAGGGGCCAGCCGGGGGACCACGGGAUGGAAAGAUUCCACCGCAGCCUGAGGCCACCCCUUGGAGGCACAGGAAGGCCAGAAUGGUGGCUGGUUACUUCUCUGCAGGCCCAAGGCUUCCCAGCAUCCCUGGGGAGACCUGCCAUCACUUUCUAGGGUCUCCUCCGUUUCAGUGUGUCUCACCAAAAUUCUCUCCCUGUGCUGUUUUGUUUGCAAUUUUGUCAUAACUACCUGAGCCCAAAUCACUCCUCGGGGCACAAGGUGACUUAAAACUUGCCAGUAUUUAGCAAGCUGCCCCUCACACAUGACCUAUCUGCAGGAUCUGAUCCACUUCUCCUUUUUUUCCCCCUCAGUAUCAUGUUUAUUAUUAGGGUUGUCGAUGGAGUCAUGUUACAUGUACUGCCAUGUCUACCGUGUUUAUUUUGGGUAGAGUCACCAUGUAAUUUAUUGUCCAGACUCAAACUUUGGAGAGUGAUAGGAGAUGCUGUUAAUAAUUAUUCUAAAUAGACAGGUCAAACCAGACCUUCUCAGGCAAAUCAGGAUGUUUUGUCUCCUUAGUCCUGAGUGACCUGAAUGUAGGUAGUUUGUAAUUGUGCAGAUGGAUUGAAUAUGUACAUACAUGUCUGUGUGGGUGUUCCCUGUUAAAGGGGGCUCAUUACUGGAUAAGAGGCCUGAAGGAAGUGUGGCUUGCUAAUAUGUUACGUUACCAUGCUUUUCUAAAACUGCUUCACUGUUAAUUCAUUUAUUCCACUCAUUGAUUGUUUUUGUUCCUUUUCAUUCACUUUG
This is a messenger RNA of Condylura cristata (star-nosed mole), 3677 nucleotides long. It is a transcript of the gene SEPTIN8, whose product is annotated as septin 8. Gene Ontology annotation, biological process: cytoskeleton-dependent cytokinesis. The transcript is spliced from 9 exons. The record is from RefSeq and is a predicted model, not a curated record. Gene Ontology annotation, molecular function: molecular adaptor activity; GTP binding; GTPase activity. The coding region runs from base 146 to 1294 and encodes 382 amino acids. Gene Ontology annotation, cellular component: septin complex; microtubule cytoskeleton; cell division site. NCBI's taxonomy places the organism in Eukaryota, Metazoa, Chordata, Mammalia, Eulipotyphla, Talpidae.